AUGGAUAACGCUGUUAAACAACAAGCUACAUCAACUGGAAAAAAAUUUACAACACAACUUGGAACAAAUAAUACGCAAGCAACAACUAUUAUUAAAACCAUUACAAAGAUGGCUAUUAAAUUGGCAAGAGAACAACUAUGGCUACCACGUUGCAAAACACAAAUAGAAUGGGAAAAACAAUACAAUAUUACAAUAAAAAACAAAAAAUCAAGCUCUGAUGCUCCUAAAAUUGCAACUACAAAAGUCAAUACGCAAAUAAAAAAGCCAAAACAACAAAACAAACAACAAUUUAAAGAAUUAGAUGGCAUAUUUUGCUAUUGCGGUAUUGCAAAACAAAAACAUAACAACAUUUCAU
Messenger RNA from Ambispora gerdemannii, 355 nucleotides. The record is from the annotation of a GenBank genome assembly. NCBI's taxonomy places the organism in Eukaryota, Fungi, Glomeromycota, Glomeromycetes, Archaeosporales, Ambisporaceae.